This is a messenger RNA of Jatropha curcas, 1799 nucleotides long. RefSeq names its product tubulin beta-3 chain. NCBI's taxonomy places the organism in Eukaryota, Viridiplantae, Streptophyta, Magnoliopsida, Malpighiales, Euphorbiaceae. Gene Ontology annotation, biological process: microtubule-based process. Gene Ontology annotation, cellular component: microtubule. The record is from RefSeq and is a predicted model, not a curated record. Gene Ontology annotation, molecular function: GTP binding; structural constituent of cytoskeleton; GTPase activity.
GAUCUUACAGCCUUGCCCUGCGUUUUCGUUAUAUAACCGCACAUUUCUUGCCAAAAUAUCUGCGUAGCACCCCAUACAGACACAAAAAUACUCUCCAUCUCUUCUUCGAUCGAGCCUAGCUCGGGCCCGAUCACCGGAAAAACUCGCAUUUCCAUCCCCGGCUGCGAAUUACUUGACGAAAAACGAAAAUGAGAGAAAUCCUUCACGUUCAAGGUGGACAGUGUGGAAAUCAGAUUGGAUCUAAAUUUUGGGAGGUCGUUUGCGACGAGCAUGGCAUUGACCCCACUGGACGAUACACUGGAUCCUCUGAUCUGCAGCUGGAGCGCGUUAAUGUGUACUACAAUGAGGCCUCCUGUGGGCGAUUUGUCCCUCGUGCUGUGCUCAUGGAUCUUGAGCCUGGUACCAUGGACAGUGUGAGGACUGGUCCAUAUGGUCAGAUCUUUAGGCCUGAUAACUUUGUGUUUGGGCAAUCUGGUGCUGGAAAUAACUGGGCCAAGGGGCAUUAUACUGAGGGAGCUGAGCUGAUUGAUGCGGUUUUGGAUGUUGUGCGGAAGGAGGCUGAGAACUGUGACUGUCUUCAAGGUUUCCAAGUUUGUCACUCUCUCGGUGGUGGAACUGGUUCUGGAAUGGGAACUCUGUUGAUUUCUAAGAUCAGGGAGGAAUACCCUGACAGAAUGAUGCUCACAUUCUCUGUGUUCCCUUCACCCAAGGUUUCAGACACUGUGGUUGAGCCCUAUAAUGCCACCCUUUCUGUACAUCAACUAGUUGAGAACGCUGAUGAGUGUAUGGUACUUGACAAUGAGGCCUUGUAUGACAUUUGUUUCAGGACUCUCAAGUUAACUACUCCCAGCUUUGGUGAUCUGAACCACCUGAUCUCUGCAACUAUGAGUGGAGUCACUUGCUGCCUGAGGUUCCCUGGUCAGCUUAACUCUGAUCUCAGGAAGCUUGCAGUGAAUCUUAUCCCCUUCCCCCGAUUGCACUUCUUUAUGGUUGGAUUUGCUCCUUUAACAUCACGUGGUUCUCAACAAUACCGUGCGCUAACUGUCCCAGAACUGACCCAGCAAAUGUGGGAUGCCAAGAACAUGAUGUGUGCUGCAGACCCACGCCACGGGCGCUACUUGACUGCCUCAGCCAUGUUCAGGGGUAAGAUGAGCACAAAGGAAGUCGACGAACAAAUGAUCAAUGUCCAGAACAAGAACUCCUCAUACUUCGUUGAAUGGAUCCCUAACAAUGUCAAGUCUAGUGUCUGUGAUAUCCCUCCUAGAGGACUUUCUAUGGCAUCAACUUUCAUCGGUAACUCAACUUCAAUCCAGGAAAUGUUCAGGCGUGUCAGCGAGCAAUUCACAGCCAUGUUUAGGAGAAAGGCUUUCUUGCAUUGGUAUACCGGUGAAGGGAUGGAUGAAAUGGAGUUUACCGAGGCCGAAAGCAACAUGAAUGAUCUUGUGUCUGAAUAUCAGCAAUACCAGGAUGCUACAGCUGAGGAGGAGCUUGAAUAUGAGGAUGAAGAGGAAGGGAUGGGUGAAAUGCAAUGAGCUAUGAGGUGACCUUUUCUAUUGGCAUUUACAGCAAAUGUUAUACCUUAAUAUAUAGCUUCUGCUUUUUUGUGGAACAUGGGUGAUGAAUUUUUUCAAUGUAUGAGGUAGUGUUUGGAUAGAGUUGAAAAAGUGAAUCUUCCUAGUAAAUGAGUAUAUGUUUGUAAUGUGGGAGGUGAAAAAGGUUAUUUUGUAUUUCUGUUGAAGCUCAAUUCUGGCUUUGGUUUCAUAUCCAUUUCUAUAAAUAUAAUGAAGUUCUUUAUGUAA